AUGCGGACAAUGCCGCGCUGCCGACUGGCUCUUUCACAGAGCUCCCGCAAGCAGCAAAAGUACCUUGAGAAUAAACAAAUCCAGAAAUCACCCUCCAUGAAUCACUUACCUACCGAAAGGAACGUCUUGUGAGUUUGUAGCUUUUACUCAGGCACUAGCUAUGGAAAAUCUCAGCAGAGCCUAAACGCCAUAGAGUGAGUGAAUGCAGGGAAGGACAAUCUAAGGCUAAUAGAAGAAGCUGACUUCAGAGCUCUAACCCAUCUGAUAAACUUUAAAAAAAGGGUUUUAAGUGACCUCUUAGGCUCUUUAGUCCUUUCCCACUGUGCUUAACUAGCGUUCCCAAUUUUAUGUGCAGACAGAGGAAAGAUAUUUAGAGUAACCAAAGUCCUGAUCCCUGGUCACUUCAGAGCGGACAUUUAUAUAGCAGCUGCUAAGACUGUACUAUCCCUGCCUAGUCCAGCAUUCACAUCUAUCCUGUUUGACCAUGGAGGAGGGCUCUGCAGAGGAAUUUCUCUUCAAAGACCACGAUUUCUCCUCAGAAUUGCUGAGGCAGCUCAAUGCUUUAAGGCAGAACGCGAUGCUGACUGACGUUACGCUGUGCACUGAUGGCUUUGAAAUCCCUUGCCACAGGAAUGUCCUUGCUUCAAGCAGUCCGUAUUUCAAGGCGAUGUUCUGCAACAACUUUAAAGAGAGUCGCCAGGCAACAGUUGACCUGAAAGGCAUUGACUCCAAUAUUUUAUAUCAGAUUAUCCUCUAUGUUUACACCGGGGAGAUUCUUAUCACAGCUGACAAUGUUUUGUACCUAUUUGAGGCUUCUUCCAUGCUGCAGUAUGUUAAAUUGUUCGAGGCCUGCUCUUUGUACCUCCAAGACAAGUUGACUCCUGAUAACUGCCUGAGCAUGAGCAGGCUCUCCAAAAUCUUGAACUGCCAAAAUCUCAAUAUGAAAGCCAAGGCAAUGGCAUUGAAAUACUUUCCUGACGUAGCCUCUUCUGAGGACCUGAAAGAGCUUUGUGCCUUUGAACUGAUUGACUACCUUGGAGAUGAUGAGCUCUGUGGUGAGGAAGAACAGGUUUUUGAAACAUUGAUGAUCUGGAUCCAGCAUGAUCUCCAGGCCCGACAGGGUUACAUCCACGACUUGUUCAGAAAGGUCCGGCUUCAGUACGUCCACCCAACCUUCCUCUUCCACUUCAUUGCCAAUGACUCCCUCAUUCAGUCUUCACCCACUUGCAGGAACAUCCUAGAGUCAGCCAGAAGACAGAUGUUUUCUUUGUAUAGCACUAGUGCUCCUGACAUCAAACCUCUGUGGCAUGUUCCUCGUAGGUAUUCAUACCAAGAAUUCCUCAUCCUCAUUGGUGGCAGGAAGGACAACCAGCAGACAACCAGAGAUGUCCUACUAUAUAAUGAAAAGACCAGUCAAUGGCUUAGCCUUGCCAAACUUCCUGUGCGCCUUUACAAAGCCUCCUCAGUGAGUCUGCACAGCAAUAUUUAUGUGCUAGGAGGGAGACCCAUUAAUGACAAUAGAAGCCCAAUCAGUGAUAACAUUUAUAUUUUCUCCCUCAAACUAAAUCAGUGGAGGUUAGUUGAACCUAUGCUAAUUCCACGUUACUCCCACAGGAGCAUAGCCUAUAAAAAUUAUAUCUUCUCAUUUGGAGGAAUUGGAGAGAACCAAGAAAUUCUGAACUCUGUAGAGAGGUAUGACAGCAUUUAUAACACCUGUGAGAACAUGGCAAACAUGCCUGUUGCUGUCCUUCACCCUGCAGUAGCUGCUAAAGAGCAAAGAAUUUAUCUCUUUGGAGGGGAAGACAUCAUGCAAAACCCAGUCCGUCUAAUACAGGUUUACCAUGUAUCCAGGAACAUGUGGUUUCGAAUGGAGACCAGAAUAGUGAAGAAUGUCUGUGCACCGGCAGUGGUGAUUGGAGACCAGAUUAUUAUCGUUGGAGGAUAUACACGGAGAAUAAUUGCUUAUGAUACAAAAGCCAACAAGUUUGUUAAAUGUGCAGACAUGAAGGACAGACGGAUGCAUCAUGGAGCUGCUGUGAUCAAGAACAAAUUGUUUGUUACCGGUGGGCGUUGUCUCACCACCGACAACGUCAUUGAAGACUCUGAUUCAAUGGACUGCUACGAUCCUGAGACUAACACAUGGACUCCAAAGGGGACACUGCCACACAAACUCUUUGACCAUGGCUGCCUCACUCUCCAAUGUGUCCCCUGUCCAAACAUCUUGUAAAUGCACCUGGUGCUACCCUAGCAAGAAGGGCCCAGAUCGCUCUGUACAGAGCUCAUGUAGAAUAUUAACUAGCUCACACCAACACUGCUCAUAACACAACCAAAGCAGCAGCAGCCAUUUCCAGGGUGCUGGGUGGGAAACACAUGUUAUUGCCCAAAGGCCCAAUCAUGAGCUCCUCACUCAGAUUCAACUCAGGCAACAGGGUAAAAUGUUGGUCUCAUACAACGUAUUCUGGUAGGUAAACAGGAAUGCUGACGUUUCUGGGGAAAAUGUACUGUGAUAAGCCGCUUAUUGUGCAUAUAUUCUAUUGCCCUCUUCUCAGAUGAAACAAAACUGCUUGACUUUGUAGCACGCUCCCUACACUAAUUGGUGCUAAGAGAGCUUCUCAUUUCUUUCAAGUGAUAACGGACCUCCAGGAUUGAAGGAUCUGAAUUCUAUCCCUGCACUCGCCCUGGGGUUCUGAGCACCUGUUGUGCAGUACGGUGCCAACGAUGUGGUCCCACAGAGAAAACCUUCUAGUAUGAGUCAAUACUAAAAGAAAGGCUGUAAAAAAGGAACAGGUCCUACAGAAAGCUGGGGGAGAGAUUCAUUUACUUGUAAUGCUCCAUAUGAACAAACUAGACCUGAGCAAAUCCUUGCUCCUUAAAACUGAAUCUUUUCACAUUUUCAGAGGUGCAGAUUUGAAUUCUCAAACCUAAAUGCUGUCCCAGUGGCUGAAGGAAAGUGAGGCAAUGAAGAAUUUUUUUUUCACAUCUAUCUCCUCCCUCAAGGAACAGGAGAAGGGAAGAAGCCAAUAAAGAGGCAGCCCAGGAAACCCAGAUGCCAUGUGUAGAUUUUUUCUCUGUGGAGAGAAGAGCAUGCUUUCAGCCUUCCCUUUCUAUCAGGGAUUUCACCAAAGUUGAAGCAAGGUUGAUUAGGGAGCUGCUAACAACUGGAAUUCCUGCAAAGCUGGAACACGUGGGUAGUACAAAAAGGAAAAGAGCCAUCCUCCUUCCCCCGACUCCUGGGGAGCUAUAUGAGAAAGCAAAAUCCUGGGAAAGCAAAUGCCUCCAAAACAGCAUCACUCCAUUGCUUAGUUAAACAGUCCAGGUUCUGCCGCAGUUGUGUAAAGGGUUGUCACUGAGUUUACAUUUUCUUAAAGAGCAGAAUUACCAUCAGGUAAUGAGAAGAUGGGGAACUCUCAAGCUGGUCCCCAGACUGGGAGAGACUGCUGACAACACUGGUGAGCAGCAUCUAGAAGAAGGAGGUCAGAAAUUUUACACAGUUCUCCUUGUACUUGAAAUGAAGCAAUGCCUUUAUGAGAGCAGGUUAAUUUAAAGGAGUUGAAUAAGAGGGGAAGCCUUCAAAUGUUAAUGUUGUCUUACAUAAGAAAAUUGUGAUUGUUGUUAUUGAUUUGUAUGGGCAUUGUACCUGCUUGUUCUCUACAAUUUGAUAAAAAAAAUUGCACUUGUUUU
Alligator sinensis (Chinese alligator) is the source of this 3681-nucleotide messenger RNA. It is a transcript of the gene KLHL38, whose product is annotated as kelch like family member 38. The transcript has 4 exons. Gene Ontology annotation, molecular function: protein binding. Bases 485 to 2227 code for a protein of 580 amino acids. NCBI's taxonomy places the organism in Eukaryota, Metazoa, Chordata, Crocodylia, Alligatoridae. The record is from RefSeq and is a predicted model, not a curated record.